Bactrocera dorsalis (oriental fruit fly) is the source of this 11309-nucleotide messenger RNA. It is a transcript of the gene Hipk, whose product is annotated as homeodomain-interacting protein kinase 2. The record is from RefSeq and is a predicted model, not a curated record. Bases 2351 to 7165 code for a protein of 1604 amino acids. The transcript is spliced from 14 exons. NCBI's taxonomy places the organism in Eukaryota, Metazoa, Arthropoda, Insecta, Diptera, Tephritidae. Gene Ontology annotation, cellular component: cytoplasm; nucleus. Gene Ontology annotation, biological process: peptidyl-serine phosphorylation; peptidyl-threonine phosphorylation. Gene Ontology annotation, molecular function: protein serine/threonine kinase activity; protein tyrosine kinase activity; ATP binding.
UCAGAAGGUUUCGUGAUUUUUCGCCAUAACGGUUUUGCCCACAAAAAAUAUGUAAAGAAAAUAAAAUACGUCAGUUUUCCAUGAAAAUGCGCGACCACGCCUAGUUUUUCAUUUGCAAAAAUUUUCUGACAUUUUCAAUUAAAAUUUAUUCAUUCUUUGUUUAUUAACAACGGCGCAAUAAUAUUACAUUUGUAUGUACCUUAGUAUGUGUGUAAGCAUUGUGUUGUUUUUAUUUUAUUUCAGCUAAUAAUAGUUGUUCUUGUUGCCGGUGUACUGUUUACCCGGCAAAUAUUUUUGUGCGCUACGCUGAUGCCAGCGAGGUAAAGCAUAUGCGAGGGCUCACUAGCCCUCAACUCCUAGAACUGUAAAAUUCCGGUGGUAAUUCGUGCGUAGUUCAAAACUCAGAGAGAAAGUGAGCGCACCGAAAAGUGAGUGUGUAUGAGAGAGGUCAAAAGAAAUGUACCACAUUCAAAUAUUUUUGCUGCGUCUUUAAAGGGUGCUUCUUGGUAUACGUGUCUUUGUUGUGUCCUCGCAAAGCGAAAUAGUUAUUUUGACUGGCCUUCUACCACCGACAGCACCUAGUCACAGUCGCCUACGCGCCUAACAAAUUCCUUUUUUUACCAGUAAUAUGAGAGGGUGACAUUCUAGGAAUAGAAAGCACUGCUAGUAGCAACAGCGCACAAUGUUGGCAACUAAAAUAACAAUGCUUAUGAAAUGCGAGAUAUUGGGGGCAACAUGGUGAGCUUGCACCUCACACAGGGAGCGUGCCCGCAAUAGCUCCAGUAAUAGCGGCGGUUAACACGUACUUGCGCAGCAAGGUGUGCAACGUGCAUGCGCUAUGACGAGAGCAACUCUUUUACCAAAGAGAAGUCGCAAGUCCGAGAGAAAUAUAAUAUGUUGAGAGAGUAGGCGCCGAAGUCGAUUUUCCGCAAGUGAACCACAGAGACAAUUUCAGUCGGCGGUAUGUUGGGCGCAGCGGUGUUGUCACCUUCAUUGAUGUCCAAUUGGGCGAAAACGGAAUUUCGAGGGAAAUUUUUUAGGCAUCGUACGUAUUGUUGUUGUUAGUACACAAACAUCCUUUUUCCUGUUUUUGUCGGCGCUCUGCGCUCGUCUUCUGGGUGGUUUUGUCUGCUUGUCUAACUGGACUGGCGCAAUGGUAUGCAGCAGUUAGCUCGCAGACAGUUAGUUAGUGGUAGUUGCUGCUCGCUGGCCAGCGACAUGAUUCAGAGUGAAUCACAACAUCGACGAAUGCGGACACUCUAGUUAGUUCGCGGUUGAAAAGUGGCCCGUUCGGUGCUUGAAGAAAGUCAAGCCAAUCAACCAGCAGCCCAACAAGCCACAAAGCCAGUUAGUCAGCUAGUAGCAGCCAACUAAUAAUCAAGCUGUGAAACAAUUAAGUGUAGCAAUUUCGGUGUUAGUGUAUUUGGCCAAAAGUGAUAGUGUACCAGCUGCCGCACCUUUCAUCAACACCAGCGGCUAGCUAGCAGCUUGAGGCUUUUGUGCGUCGCAGCUUUGGAAACAACAGUGUUAAAAGUUGUUCUUCGGCUUUGGUUUCAAUUUAGUGUUAAAGAAGUAAACAAAAAAUAAAUAAUAAUCAUAAUAAUGUUGUAAAUACAUAUAUGUAAAUAUAUAUGAAAACUUACUAAUAUUGAGCUAUUAGUAGUAAUCCAAAUGAAAAUGUAUCUUAACGCAAAACCCCUUAUCUAAUAGAUUAAAACGACAACAGCAAAGUUUUUAAAUUAUUUUAAUUGUAAGUCAAAAUCAGAUUUAAUAACAAAGAAAAUGAAUAAAUAACGAAGUAAAAUUAUAUUAAAAAAAUAUAAAUAAAAAUUUCAACAUCAGCAACGUUGAAAUUUCCAACAAAAAAGUUGAAAAAAAAAACAUCAACGAAGUUCAAAAUUAUUCAAAAAACAAAAAUCGCAAAACAUAUUCGAGCAAAAAUAUAUGAAAAAAGAGAAUUGCCGAUAGCACUAAAAAAAAAAAUAAACGUAAAGAAUACGAAUGACGCGUGAAACUGUUGCUGCCGCAACGUUACAAAUCGACGUACAUACAACGAUCGCUGACAACAACACAUGUGCGCGUAGAGAAACCGCAGCAGCACCAGCAACAGCAACAAUUGCACCUUUGGCAGCGAGUGUGAAGCGUGCAAAUCACCAUCGAGGACAUUUGUCGAAAUUUAAUUCGACAACGGCAACAACAACAACAAAUUGUUACAAUACAUACGACCGCGAUAGGACGCGCUCGACCACACUUUUAAAAUCAAUAACGACGAAGCGACGCGACGACGAUUUUAUUGUAUUGCAUUAAGUUUGCAAAGGAAUUUUUGCAUUGCAUCGGUUAGCGUAUACAAAUGAAAACGUCGCUUGUGAACGCGUCCAAUUUCGACUACUCCAGUCGCCCCGUGUACGAGGGCGAACAACGGCACGUACUUCAAUACGAGCAGCAACAGCUGCAACAGGACCAACUGCGGGCAGCAGAACAAGACGAGCCUCAGCAGCAACAAGAGCAGGCACUGCAACAACAACAACAACAACAACGCAAUCAUCAAACGCCGCGUACGUAUCAACAAGAAGAAGAACAACAACAACAACAAUCACAACAGACUCGACAACAGCAUCAGCGUUAUCACGACAAACAGUCCGAACCGGAGCAGCUGGAUCGACAGCAACAAGAGAAUUCUGCCGCUGCCACGUCGACAAUUGUCUACCCAUUCGUCGCAGCGCAUAUAAAGCACUCGCCGUGCGAUUUUGAGGACGCUGAACAACAACAAAAUCAACAGCAAAAACAUCUGCACAAGCGUACGGGUACAGUCAUCGCCGAAACUAUAGUAGAUAGUAGCGACGACGAUAUAAACGGUGAUAAUAAUUUGGCGCAGAGUGUAAUUUAUAUUGACGAUAGCAAUUGCGAUCAAUCGCUGGAACAGCGACAACCGCUAAAAGAGACCAACGGUGAUAACUGUGUCAUCACCAGCAGCAGCAGCAACAACAACAACAGUAAUAAUAAUACUAGUAAACUUGCCAUUAAUAACGAGAUAAGUGUAGUUACAUCGACGAAGCGUCAGCAAACGUCCACGUUACGUUAUCCCUCCUCCGUCGCGUCGAGCAAAUACCAGCAUAGUAAUCAGCAGCAGCAGCAAAGGCAGCCGUUGCAGCAGAAAAUAUCGAGCAAACGCAAGCGUGAAACAGAGUGCGAUUGCGGUUGCGUUGAUUCAUAUACUUCAUCGUCCUCAUACAACGGUUCUGGCGCCGCCGCGUCCAUUUGCUUAAGCAACAGCAACAGCGAAGCUGUCGGAGUUGGUGUUAUAAGCAGCACGACCGCAGUAGCAGCAGCAACUGCUUCAGCGCAAACGGCGAGCAGCAAUUCGGAAACGCUGGCAGCGGUGGCGACAACGACGGCGACCAACAGCCUCAAGACGGCGCACACAAAAGUCGCCACGUCUGGGGGGCACGCCAACACGCAGCCCCCCAGCAAGCGUUCGAGCAGCGGCGCCGACGGUGAUUACCAGCUGGUGCAACAUGAGGUGCUCUAUUCGCUCUCCGCCGAGUAUGAGGUCUUGGAGUUUUUGGGACGUGGCACGUUCGGCCAGGUGGUUAAAUGCUGGAAACGUGGCACGUCGGAGAUUGUGGCUAUUAAGAUCUUAAAGAAUCAUCCUUCGUAUGCACGUCAGGGACAAAUUGAAGUAUCGAUUCUAUCGCGUCUCAGUCAAGAAAAUGCCGACGAGUUCAAUUUUGUGCGUGCUUUCGAGUGUUUCCAACACAAGAACCACACGUGUUUGGUGUUUGAAAUGCUCGAACAGAAUUUGUAUGAUUUCCUUAAACAAAAUAAAUUUUCACCGCUACCUUUGAAAUAUAUACGGCCCAUUUUAGAGCAGGUUUUAACGGCGUUGCUAAAAUUAAAGCAACUUGGUUUGAUUCAUGCAGAUUUAAAGCCGGAAAAUAUAAUGUUGGUAGAUCCAGUAAGACAACCUUAUAGGGUGAAGGUUAUUGAUUUUGGCAGUGCGUCGCAUGUCAGCAAAACGGUAUGCAACACUUACUUGCAGUCCCGUUACUAUCGUGCACCUGAAAUUAUUUUGGGCUUGCCAUUUUGUGAGGCAAUUGAUAUGUGGUCGCUGGGUUGUGUGGUGGCCGAGUUGUUCCUGGGUUGGCCCUUAUAUCCGGGCUCAUCUGAAUUCGAUCAAAUAAGGUACAUAUCACAGACACAGGGUCUGCCUACGGAGCAUAUGCUGAACAGCGCCUCAAAGACAUCAAAGUUUUUCUAUCGCGAUGUCGAUUCGACGUAUCCGUUUUGGCGCUUGAAGACCACCGAGGAACACGAAGCAGAGACUAAUACGAAAAGCAAGGAGGCACGCAAAUAUAUAUUUAAUUGCUUAGACGAUAUUGGUCAGGUAAAUGUACCAACUGACUUGGAAGGCGGUCAAUUGUUGGCGGAGAAAACGGAUAGACGCGAAUUCAUUGAUCUGCUAAAGCGUAUGCUAACCAUUGAUCAAGAGCGUCGUCUUACGCCUGCCGAGGCGUUGAAUCACUCCUUUGUACGCCUCACACACCUAGUUGACUACGUAUAUUGUAAUAAUGUAAAAGCCUCGGUGCAGAUGAUGGAAGUAUGCCGACGUGGCGAUUUCCAUACCGUGCAACCAGCAUCUACAUUGGUUACCAAUUUUGUACCGAGCACUACGGAGAAUAUGACGUUUACCAUCAACAAUCAGCUGACCAGUCAAGUGCAGCGUUUGGUGCGUGAACGUCCACUAGCCUAUGAGGGUCUUUAUCAAAUUUACGGCGGCCGUAAUGUCGGUCGUCAAUACACACAGGGACGCGCCGAUGCGUUCCAACAUCAGUUAAAUAUUUUGUGUCCGUCAUCUUAUCAAACCAUGCCCAGUCCCACCAAGCAUGUGGUUGUUGGCAGCGCCACAAUGCAGCCACCAUUGCAAGUUCCUCCACAGCAGUAUGUCAAUGUGCCUGUGCCAGUGUCGAUGGUGGAACCGGCUUCCGGACAACGCAUGUUGCUUACAAAUCGUGUACAAGCCAGCGGCGUGGCUUGGCCGCAGACCGGACGACAAAUGGCUUUGGUGCCUUCGUGGCAGCAAGCGCCAGCACAUUCGCUAAUCGUCGAUUCGGCACCAUUUUUGAAUGUUGAGGAGAUUUAUCCUAAACACCAUUUGAAUAUACCCAGAAAUGAUCUCAAGAAAGAGUCGCCAGUGCAACAUUUAGUCACUAAGAGCAACUCUUAUCGUGUGCCGCGCCACGAUAAAAAGGAAAAUAAUCAGUUAUCACCGGUUAAGAAGCGUGUAAAGGAGAGUUCACCGCCACACCAGCAGCGCUACAACCGCGCCUCACAUGUUUCGCCGCAGUACCAUAGCCACCACAAUUGCAACUAUGGCAGCAACUAUAACAGCAAUGCCGGUCCAGUUAUUACUUCGGCAUCGUCUGGAAACAUUGUUAGCCAAAAUAGCAACAAUGGUGGUGGUCAUCAUCAUCACAGCAGCAAUUCGGCCAAUCAACAGCAUGUGAUCAGCAGCAGCAGCAGCAAUGGUGGUGGUGGUGGUGGUGGCGGCUAUAGCAAUAGCAAUCAUCACAUUAUCAACAACUGCAGCGGCAACAACAGUGUUGGUGGCAACUAUCACCACCAAACACAUCACACACAGCCACAUCAGCCGGCACAGCAAGCGGUGCAACAUUCGCACCAGCAUCAUGGCGCUAUUGUAAAGCAGCAGACAAUUACUAUACACGACACGCCAUCACCUUCGGCUGUCAUAACGAUUUCGGAUAGUGAGGAUGAGGGUAACGAACCACCCGCCCCAGCACCGGUCGCACCGGUAAUGAAGCAACGUGCACAUGCGCAGUCGCAAACGAACCCUGCUUUAUUGCAGCACUCGUCAUCGUCCUCGUCGUGUCGCGCCAAUGGUCACCAGCAUCAGGUGCAGUCGCAGCAACAACAACAGCCGCAACAUGUACACCAUCACCACCAUCAAACACAUCAGCAGGUGCAGCCGCAGCCGCAGCCACAACAGCAGCAGCAGCAGCAAACUCAGCCACAGCAUCAGCAUCAUACUGCUAACAUCUAUGGUGACAACGACACAGAUGAGGUGCGCCGACGCGGCAGUCAUGCACACAGCGGUGGCAACAGUCCCAGACAGCAACAGCAUCAUCAGCACCAGCAACAACAACAACAACAACAGCAGUUGCAGUCAUCCUCAUCACACCAUCAUCAUCAACAACAGCACCAACCGCCACCACAGCACCAACAACAGCCGCAGCAGCAACAACAAUAUCAGCAGCCUGCUCAGCAGCAGCAACAACAGCAACAGCCUAAUAUUAAAUACGAACCGGGGCAAUCGCAGAAAAAGCGCAUCUUGGCCAUGGCCCAGAACGAGUGCUACAACAAUGGCGGCAACAGCGCUGUUGGCUGCAGCGGCAGCUUAGGCAAUCAGACCGCUAGUUUGCCGCAUUUGCCAACCAAACAAGAGCCAGCCGAAUUCUACGAGUAUCCGCCACAGCAGGCCACAUCGGUUGUUGUAGACAACAAGCGUUCUUCAUGGGCAGCCGCCGCCACACAAGCGCCACCGGCACACCAUAAACGUGAGGUCACCUCGACCGCCUCCUCUGCCUCGGCCUAUGUACAGCAUACGCCCUCAACAGCCGCAGCUGCUCCACCAUUGGCACAUUCGAAGAGCUCAUCUUCGGCAGUCGGCGGUGCUGUGGCAGUUGGUGCAGUUUCUGGUGCCGCUGCAGGCCCGCCCUCGUGGGGUGCACCACAAGUAUACCAUCGUCAGCAGCAAACACACGCUGCUGUACAGGUGGUUGCACCAUCGGCGCAACAACAACAACCGCAACAUCAUCAGCAUCAAGCGAAUACACCAAUCGGUGGCUCGCCUGCCGCGGCCACUGCAGUGAUGCUUCAGCCAGAUAUCUAUGCGCAGGGUGAUAUAUAUCGUCGCCCAACGGUGUUUGUGUCGCAGGCGACUCCUACAUAUGCAUACAAUCGUGCCGCAGUGGCGCCACCCCCCGCACACAACAGUUCGAGCCGUCAGGUAAUACCAUCGCAUCCACUACCCGCCCAUAUACAUUUCCCCACACAGUACAGCCAAUUUGGUCCACUAAGUCCAGCACAAGUUGCCGCCAGCAAGCAUGCGCAUUACGCACCGACGAACAUAUGGUACGGUGGAGAAUAAACUGGUUUAAAACACUCGAAUCGUUUCUAACUGAUUGUGUUGGCGGCAGCAACGACAGAUUUACGAACACCAAAUGCGAUACAAAGCACUACAAACCCAAUUACAACAAUAAUAACAAUGGUAGUUUAGGCGACUUGCCGCAGCAUUUGCAAACAAGCGUCCAACUACAACAAAAACAAGAAGAUUUUAAAUUACCAGCGUGCACACGGAACGCGCUGAAUGUUGAAAAUGAAGUGGCGGCCGCAGCAGAAACCAACACAACAACAACAAUUGAGGAUAAUCAAAAUUUGUCUUUCACACGCUGGUGGUUUAUGCUGAUGCAACAGACCAUCAACUACAAUUACAGCAACAUAUUGCAACGAACGAACGCUGCAACGGCAACAACAACAACAUCGCUACCAACAGCAUUUCUAGAUGAGCUGCUUGGGAAUGUAGCGAAUAUCUUUUCAAGUGAAUAAUUGCAACUAUAAAUAUUAAUGCGUCUGCUACCACACAGGCAGCGGUAGCUGGCGCACACAACAAAUACCAAAUUGCUUUGAUUGAUAGCAAAGGUGUAUAUGUGGAAUUGUAUUUCACUAACUGUAUAUAGCGUAUGUAGAUUUAAAAAAAGCUGAUGAUACAACAAAAACUUACUGAAAUAUUGCCGAUGAAAUUACUUUUCACAUACAUAAAUAUGGCGUACGCAGCGGAGUCUCUCAACUACAUGAUUAACACAUGUAAUUAGACAGUUACUUUAACUUAUUAACACACAUACACAUUCACACACUUAUAGCCGCAAUAAACCAGCAGGUAAUAGUUGUUUUAGACGAGCCAAUGUAGCGAAACAGUUCUACAACAUAGUUUUUUUGUACACAGUAGGCAAAAUAUGCAAUAUUUGAUAGAGCGGCAACAUAUAGCUCAUAGUUGAAGCCAAGCAAACACUCACAUAUAUACACAUACGCAUGCAUAUAAUGAUUUUUAAGUAAGCAAACUAUAACAUUUAUAACACUUUCACGUUUAUUAUUACUUUGAAAAAGAUGAAAAUAAGCAGAAAAAUACGGCAACAUACAUACAUACAUAUAUAUUGCUAAUACAAAUUACUCUAAUUGUUCUUAACAGCAACUAUUAUUAUAUAAUAUGCAUUAUACCUAUUGAUAUUUCGUUUAUAUUACGUAAGUUUACAACGGCAUAAUUUUGUAAGCGGAAAACAAAUCUAAGUGAUUAAUGUAACAAUGUACUUUAAAGCAAAAGAAUAGCAAGAAAAUAGAAAACGCAAGCAUAAUUUGCAAAACUAAAAAUAUGUUGGUGUAAGGCACACAGUUUGUAGCCUAGCGCUGCAUAUAUUUAACUAAACUAACUAAAUUAGUUAUUAAAAGCAAAAGAAGAAGAAAAGAAUUUGUUGCUUUAACAUUAAGCGUUUGUGUAUUAGACUACAUACAGCAGCGAUACCUUAUAUGUGAAGGGUAUAAAGAAAAAACUCCUUGCUAAAAUAAUAUGAAAACUUCACUGGGCAAAACAUUUUAAUAAAACGUGCUUAAUAAUUGUGAAAAAAUAUAUUUAUACGGUAAUAAUGCAGAAUUUUUCAAUAACUGAGCUGAACAGUGAUUUAAGUCUAAAAAUUUAAUUUAAAAAAAAAAAAUUUAAUUUAAGUCAUCUAAAAACUGAUUUAAUUCACUAAAACUCAUUUACGUCACUUAAACUGUAUGCGCACGCGUGCAGAAAUCUUUACAAAAACGCGUCAAGCACGCGUAAUUUUGAAAUAAAAUUUGUAAAAAUAGUUUUUUAGCACACAAUAAAGUGCUUUUUGGGUUUCAAUUAAGUUGUACUGAAUGAACUUGCAUAUUUUUUAUUUCGCGCUAAUAAAUUUUUAAAGAAAAACUCAAAUUGCUGAACAAAAAUUUAAAUUUUUAAACGAAAAUGCAAAUUUCUAAACAAAAAUUUAAAUUUCUAAACAAAAACUUUGCAAUUCUUAAAAAAAAUUAAUUUUUUUUCUAAACAAAAAUUCAAUUUUACAAAAAUAAAAUUUUACAAAAAUUAAUUUUUUUUUAACAAAAAUUUAAAUUUCUAAACAAAAAUUUGAAAUUCUAAGAAAAAAAAAUUGUCCAGACGAAUUUCUAUUUUUUUUUUUUAAUUUUUGCUAAUUUGCUAACAAAUUUAGUUUCAAAUUUCUGAAAAAAAAACAUUGUCCAAACGAAUUUCUAAAAAAAAAAUUGUUUUUGUUUCGGCAAUUGUAAAAUACAUAAGCAUUGCGCUGAUUUUUUUUAUUGUAAACUGAUUUUUUAUAUUAAUUUAAGUUUAAGCUCAAUUUUUACAGCAAUUGCGCUGCUUAUAAACAGCACAUUUGAUUUUCAUUGCAUAUAUUGUAUUAUGAGUAUAUAAUUUUUUCCUUACUUCGACUCAAAAAAUAAUAAUAUUCCUCUUGUUCUUUAUUGGCGCAUUGUAAUAAAAAUAAUAAUAAUAACAUUACAAGCAAUAUAAAUAAUAAUAUUUUAAUAUUUAAUAUAGUUUAACACAAAAUGUACGAACAUAAUUCAACAGCAACGCCUGUGUCAAAGCAUUACUUUACCAAUAUAAUUUUAAUUUAUUAAAAAAAAAUACUUCACAACUGCUAAAAGUUAAUUUUUUUAAUUUUUCGUUUUGCUUUAAAAUUGCCAAAACUUAAUAUUUUUUACCACUACGCACCACGUACAUGCUAAGGUGCAGUUUCAUGCAUUUCAAUUUGCUAAUUAAACAAGCCGCCGCAUAUUUAACAUUAACAUUUUGUUUUCAAUAAAAGAAUGACUAAAAUAAUAUUCAAUGCAAGUUUAAAUAAGAAAUUUUAGCAGUUAAGUUGGUCUACAACAACAACAAGGCAUAUGCGAAAAUGAAUUAAUUGUGCAGGUUUUUUUUUAGGUUAGAACUAAAACCUUCAAUGAUCUUUUUUAAGUACGAACUCAAUAUAAAUUUUGUUAUACAAUUUUGUUUUACAUACCUUAUAAGCGGAAAAUUGAGUUUUCAUGUUUAUGAAAAAUACUUUUAAUUUUUUUUUAUUGAAUGCCACAUAAAACAAUUUCGAAAUAAGCAAUUGCAAUUGUUUAAACAAUUAAAUUACUUUUUGAACUAAUAAAAACUGUACACUUACAUGAUCUGUUUUUAAGUAUAAAAAUUCUCUUAAUUCGUUAAACCUCAAUGAAAACAACAACAACUAGAAUUGCGUGCAUGCAUAGUAAUGAAAAUAAAUUAAAUUGCAAAUAUUUUAAACUUAAUUUUAAAUCAAAUUGUAACUCAAGCAGUUGACUUUGCUUUUUCGCAACAUUUUGAUAUAGCAUUUUAUCAAAACACACCGAACUCAAACACCAACAUUUAUAAGCAGUUACUUUUUUGCAUGAACACUGCAACACUUUGCAGUUAUUGCCGCAAUAACUGUUUUUUUUUUGGCAUAGAGUUUUCUUUUUUACCCUAAAAAUUUUGUAUGUACGCCUGUGGUUAAAAAACAAAAAAAUGUUUGCAAAAAAGCUAACAAAACAAAAUACUGAUAAAUGUUAUGUUUAUGUAAUAAAGAAAUACGUACAUACAUGAGAAUAAACGCACUUCAUUUUAUUAAUUGCUUACAGCGUUAUUUUCCAAUGCAGAUUUGCUUGCUAGAUCUUUUUGGUAAGCGUUGUUGCGCACAAGUGAUAUUACAAAGCUUGUGCUUGUAUGUGCACAGUAGCAAAAAUGUAGUUUUUUGGGUGUUUUAGUGGCCACACCAGCUCAACUAAGCGUUUAUGUAACAUUUUCGUACAUAUGUCACUUAUGUUUAUAUAUAUGUAUUAGUGUAUAUGAAUUAUGAAUUUGCUUUAUUUUGUUGUAAGCAUUAUAUUUACAUACACAUAACUGUUUAUAUGCGCAACUGUCGUUUGAUUUUUACAUAAUUCUAAAAUGUGGACUUCUUGCCUACAUUUAUAUAUACACAAUACCUACAAUGGAUCCAUAUACGAGUAAUAGUAAAGCUGUUUAGUUUAGUUUUGGAAUUAUACACUUGAUUUACUGUCAAGCGCUUGACUUAUAUCGAGCCUUUACUCUGCUUUUACGCAAAGAUACGUAAAGAAAUGUACGAAAUGCUAUAUUAUAUUAAUAACACUAAUCUAUGUUAAACAUCAUACGCGUUUACUUAUGAAAUAUGCAUAAAUAAUUUUAGUUUGUA